CUCCCUCAAAUGAGAAUAUCUGAAGGAAGGAACUGUACCCACAGCACAACAGCUCACUGACAGGCCUGGCCCCGCUGGAACGAGGAACCAAGCCUGAAGUUGGCUCAGCAACCCAGAAAACAGGCUACCAGGACCCUGCAGUGGGAGGCUGAGCCUCGGGGUACUGAGCAGGCUGGACUGACUGUCCCCCAGUCCCGGGACUGCCCUCCACCCAUCCCAGCCUCAAGGAGACAGCAGAGACCCCAUCCACAGCGGCCAGAGUCAGGUGGCGCAGGCCGAGCCCUCCAGCCAUGGGUGGUGCAGUGGUGGACGAUGGCCCGACGGGAGUCCCGGCCCCUGAUGGUGGCUGGGGCUGGGCUGUGCUCUUUGGCUGCUUUGUCAUCACUGGGUUCUCCUACGCCUUCCCCAAGGCAGUCAGCGUCUUCUUCAAGGAGCUCAUCAGGGAGUUCGGGAUCGGCUACAGCGACACGGCCUGGAUCUCCUCCAUCCUACUGGCCAUGCUUUACGGCACCGGUCCCCUGUGCAGUGUGUGCGUGAACCGCUUCGGCUGCCGGCCAGUGAUGCUUGUGGGUGGCCUUUUCGCAUCCCUGGGCAUGGUGGCCGCAUCCUUCUGCAGCAGCAUCAUUCAGAUCUACCUCACCACGGGGGUCCUUACCGGCCUGGGCCUGGCACUCAAUUUCCAGCCCUCACUCAUCAUGCUGAACCGCUACUUCAGCAAGCGGCGCCCGCUGGCCAAUGGGCUGGCAGCUGCAGGCAGUCCUGUGUUCCUGUGCGCCCUGUCCCCGCUGGGCCAGCUGCUCCAAGACCACUAUGGGUGGCGUGGCGGCUUCCUCAUCCUGGGCGGCCUGCUGCUCAACUGCUGUGUAUGCGCCGCACUCAUGCGGCCCCUGGAGCUGCUUCGGGCGCCGGGCGCCGAGCCGGGGCCCCGCCGGCCAGUGCGGCGGCUGCUGGACUUCAGCGUCUUCCGGGACCGUGGCUUCGUCAUCUACGCGCUGGCUGCCUCCAUCAUGGUGCUGGGGCUUUUCGUGCCACCCGUGUUUGUGGUGAGCUACGCCAAGGACAUGGGCACGCCUGACACACAGGCCGCCUUCCUGCUGACGGUGCUGGGCUUCAUCGACAUCUUUGCGCGGCCCACCGCAGGCCUCAUCACUGGGUUGCGGCAAGUGCGGCCCUACUCUGUCUACCUCUUCAGCUUCGCCAUGUUCUUCAACAGUGUCGCUGACCUGGGGGGCUCCACGGCCACCGACUAUGGUGGCCUGGUGGUCUUCUGCGUCUUCUUUGGCAUCUCCUACGGCAUGGUGGGUGCUCUGCAGUUUGAGGUGCUCAUGGCCAUCGUGGGUACCCAGAAGUUCUCCAGCGCCAUCGGGCUGGUGCUGCUGCUGGAGGCUGUAGCCGUGCUCAUUGGGCCACCCUCUGGGGGCAAGCUCCUGGAUGCCACACACGUCUACCAGUAUGUGUUCAUCCUGGCGGGGGCCGAGGUGCUCUGCUCCUCCCUGGUGCUGCUGCUGGGCAACGUCUUCUGCAGGGGGAAAGGGCCCUCGGAGCCGCAGGCCAGCGAGGCGGCCACGGCCAAGGAGGAGCUCAACCAGCCCCCCGCAGACGGGCCAGUGGACGCCCGGGAAGUGGAGUGUUUCCUGAAGGGAGAGCUCGAGAAAAAUGGGGAGGCCACUCUCAAUCCUGAAACGAGCGUGUGAGGGGGGCUGGGGGAGGAGGGAGGAGGACCAGAGACUCUGGAGUUCUUAUUUAUUUCACACACAGGACUGGCUGGCUGGGCCAGCGGCGUGGCUGCCUGGUCGGCACUGAUCACUGUUUGGCAGGGGGGAGGUGGUGGGUUUGGAAACGCGUCAUUCCACAUCGGAUCUGCGGUGGAGCCAAGCAUGGUUACAACACUGUGUGCAGGGACCCAGCCUGACCACUGGCAGCCCGCCCCGCCCCCACCGAAGGACCCAGGACCCACGCUGCAAAGACAACAUGACUUUAAUUAGAAGCGGGGGCUGGGCACAGCUGGUGAGGGUGGGUGCUGCCAGCAGCCGUGCCCCCGUGUGUCUGGGCCUCCCAGCCUCUGCCCACCUGGUCCGAGGGUGCCGCCUGGGCACCACCCCGCUCAGACUGGGGGCCCAGGGGACAUGGAGCUUCCACUUUGGAGGGCUCGCCACACACCUGGGGCAGGAGAAGAGGGCUCUCAGGACCCACGGAACCUGGUCUGAGUGGAGGGAUGAGAUGCUAACAGAGGUCCAGCUUUGUUCUGCUGAGAAGCUGGUCAUUUUACAGUGUCUCUGUCCUGUGUCAGCCAUCUCAGCUGUGUCUGUGGGGAGCCUCCCAUGUGGCGCCAAGAAGGGGGGCCAGUGCAGCCUGGGGGCUGCAGGGCAGGGGCUCCCGCAAGCCCACACUGGGGGGCCCUGGACUCUGGAGGGGUGGGGACCCGAGUGCUGUGCAGACUGGAGCUGCGACACAGAAGCAGUUUUGUUCAGUGGGGCGUUGCGUGUAUGUGUGUGUGUAAAAACUGGUUCUCCUGCCUUUGUUGCCUUGCCUCUGACUGGCCCCCGACUCCGGGCGAUCCCACUCCUGGCCUGCCCUACCUGACGCUGCCCUGGCCCGUGGUCGUGAGCCCGCCUUGCCCUGGGCGUGCCAUACCCACCUGCCUUGUGGCCAGCAGUGGCCAGCGUGGUGGGAGCCUGGCUGGAGGCCGCUGGGGAGCCUCAGUAGGUGGUGCGUCGUGGGCGCUGUGGACGGCAGCGGGCACCCUGGCGGGCCACAUGCAGCCGGAGGGAUGCCAUCUCCCUGCUUCUCUGCAACGAAAAGUGAGCAACGGCUCAUGUCUCAGACCCAGCUUAGACAGCACAGUCUCUGGAGAAGCCAUCCCUCCCUCAGCCUCGCCCCUCCCUCAGCCUGCCCCCCAUGCUCUGGGCGCACUGGUGCCGCUCACUGCCCCCUUGCAGCCCCCCAACCCUGCAGUCCUGUUUUCUGCCCCCUCACUGGCCAGCUCCCCUCCCCCAUGUGCUUCCCACUCUGGGUCCUCCCGUUCCCUCUGUCAAAACUAAGCUGGAGUCCCACUUCUCAGGUUCCAGAGGACCGACCCCCAUGCUAGCUCACAGGCCCUGUGGGCCUUGACAAGGGCCCCGUGAGCCUACAAGGGGGACAUCCAGAGGAGGCGGGGAGCAGGUGGCGUCACUGCCCACUGGGAGGGGAACAGGAGUGAGAAACAGGUGGACUGUCUGCUCCCAGGGCCUGGAUGACUGCUCAGACCCUCUCUCUGCCUUUGCCCCCCCGCCCAGGGCGUGCAUGCUGGCUGGACCUUGCUGCACUCUGGCCCUCUCAGGGGCAGCCCCUCCCAGUUGGGCAGGGCUGUGGGGAGAAAGGGGGCAGAAGACCCGCCUCUGGUUUAAGGCCUGCUUCUGGAACCUUCUAUGUGCUGGAUCACAACCGACAGUCCCACCCCAGCUCUCCCAUCUGGGCUACCACUCCUGCUCAUGAGGAGGGACACCAAGUAUAUGCCUCCUGUGCUCCACCAAGUAGAGCUCCUGUGGCUCCACCAUUCUCCCAGAUCCUGUCCCCACAGGAUGGGGACAAAAUAUGAAGAAUCUGGAACUGUGAUCCCCAAAGUCAUGCUCUGGGGGCACCGAGAGGCUUCAAAGUUGUCAGGAUGUGGGGACUAUCCCAGGGAGGGCCCCUGCUAUGCUUGGGCCAGGACCUGGACCCACAGUCUGCCCAGGGGCUGCACAAAGCCCCAUGAUGCCCAGGGGCACGAGGGUGUGGGGGCACAGAGCAUGGGGGGCACAGGGUACCCUCCCCCCACAGGAACAAGAGCCCCUGGAACCCAGGCCCCCGUCUGCCCCUUGGCUGGCUCUCCAUGGUGAGAUCAAAGGUCUCAGGCACCACCAGACCACUGCGGCAGCACCCUGUGUCCAGAGGCCUGCCGUCUGCCGAGAUUUCUGGAUCCAAGGCAGCAGGGACGUCUCUUGUCCUUGGACAGCUGGGCCUCGGGCAUAGGUGUGCGAAGUUGCCACCAGCUGAUCCUCAACCCCAAACCCUGCCAGGGACAAGAGACUUUCUUAAGCACCUGCAAGGGCCUGAUCCACGUUGCUGAUGCAGAUGCCCCUCUAAGUAGGUCCGGUCAGCCAAGGGACACCCUAGCCAGGCCCGGUCAGGCUACUGCCCCCACCACAACGUCUGCAGUGUACCAGCUUUGUGUGGAGACGGGGAGGCCAGUGGGCCCCCCCCAGAUACCCUGACAGCCUGCACUGCAGAGAGCACCUCCUUGGAGCAAGACACACUGGCCUUUGGAGAGACCUCAAGGGGUGGGGAGAGACAUGGCAGAGCCAGGGCACCCACAAAGGGCCUAUGCCUGGGGCCUGCAGGGGCCAUGGCCACAGUGUCCUCUAAGGGACCACCCACCUCUGCUCUACAUCCAAACCAUACCAAGGACAGGUGUGGCUGGACUCGGGUCUGGAGAGGACCAGGCCCUCUGCAAACACCCCGUCAUUGCACAACAAGGCAAGGACAGGCUGCUACACGCCUCCUAAGCAAACCUGCCCUCCCAUGCUUGGUCUGCGUGGGGCCGUGCUUGGCAACAGCCAGCAACAUGGCGCAGAAGGCAGCCACUGUGGCGUGGGGGCCUUAUGGGGCAGGGGAGACUGCUAUAAGAAGCCCCCGGGGCUCCAGCAGGGGAGCUGCUGGUAACAGGUUCUCUUGGGGGUGAGGCGGCAGGCAACGUGAUGGGAGAAAGCUCUGGGAAGACCGAGCCCUGUGCGCCCCCUCCUGGCAGGAAAUGAAAGGACAGUGACUGAGAGCUCUGAUGGGAAGAGGGAACAGAAGUAGGAUCCUCGCCCUCCAUGGGGGAGACUCAGGUUCAAUUCCCAUCCAAGGCUCCUCAUGCUCAGCCACCACCCAUCUGUCUUGCCUGUUGCUGUGAUGCUAAACAGGUUUCAGUAGAGCUUCCAGACCAGACAGGCCAGGAAGAAAGGCCUAGACAUCUACUUCUGAAAAUCAGCCUAGGAAAACCCUAUAGGCAUGAUGGUCCAGUCUACCAGCUGAUCAUGGGGACAAUGCAGAAUUGGGCAGCGUUUCGUGCUGUUGUGCACGGGGUCACCACGACUUGGGGCUGACUUGACAGCAACUAACAAGGAUUCUGGAAAGUUAGGAAGGUGCUUGGAACUUUUUUAUUUCAAAUUUCAGAUUGGUGCAAGUCUGAGUAAAGGGCUUCAGUGAGUGGUUGGAGUCUCAUUCUCACCAAGAACGAGGUUCCAAAUGCCGCCUCCUCAGCCUCGGGCAGUGACAAGGUGUGGAGAGAAAAAGGAGAGCCGGCCCCAUCUGACCCCCACGAGAGGCCCUGAGGUCCCAGCUAGAAGCUGGCCAGAUGCCCAAGGCCAGAGUGGUGGCUUGAGGAGAGGUGGGGGAGACAAAUCAUUUGGGAUAGGGUGAGGUAGAUGGGAGGGCAGACAACCCGAAACCCCAACGAACACGACGGACUGCCAUGGGAUUCCCUCACACACAAAAUUGUGCAACUCAAAGGCCUGAGUGCUCCUGGAGAAUUCCAUAGCAAUUACCACAAGGGUUUGGAACAGGAAACCCUUCUGGGGAGCUGCUGUGCUGGACCGCUAGGACCACUUACCCCAAACAAGCGGAUGUCCAGAGGAGAGGCUGGGCUCAGAGACAGAGGCCCUGUUUGCACUGCCCAGCCACACAGGUGGACAUGUGUGCCACGUCCACACGCUUCCCUAGUACCACAGGGCACCCAGUCCAGCAAGACCACCCAACUACACCCUCAUACGUUGAAAACUCCCAGACUACGAAAUGAAGACCGGGAAAGGGACUGGGGAGAAAUGUAGAAGCUGUAUGAAUUUAUUAUUUACACAGCUGUUACAGUACACAAAUACAGUGGUGGUAUAGACGCGCUGCCCAAACUCCGCACGCAGCUGAUACAGACAUCCUACUACAUGUCCUGCAAGAACGGUGGGUUACAGCGUGCGGGGGGCAGAGCUGUUCACCCCGCAGCCUCAAUCAGGAGCCGUGUGCCAUGACAUGGGGAUCGUGGGCACACAGCCCUGCCACCACACCCGAUGCUUCCCGAGUGACAGAUCACUCUGACCAUUCAGAACGAGGAGGCAGCCCGGGUGAGGUCUGCCACGCCUGUGAAGUCCACAAACAGUCAUGGUGGGUGGUCCCAGUGCUCUUGGGCCAGGAAACAUUGGUGAAGGGAUGAAGUGGGCACUCUGGGUCCUAGCUUCCAAGGCGCAAUCAGAAAGACACAGGAGUACCAGGGGCACCUGCCACCUGGCCCAUCCAUGUGGUCGGAGCAAGCCCCUCCUCUGGCAACUGAGCGCUUGACCUGAGGCACUGGGGCUGUUCUGUGUGGCGCAGGAACCCCCGUCACACAGCACAUGCUCCCAUGCCCUGUGUCAAGUUUGGGUUCGUCACCUGCUUCUUGGCACCUCCACGUGACAUUCCCUUCGCGUUGCCACCUCGCUGGGCACACCUGGGCGCACCAGUCCACACCCCUUUGUUCUGAGCUCACAGGUCUUAACACAGUUUAAGUGCCAACCUGCACUGGCCGCACGUACAAUUUGUUCAGAAAAUUCCCCGAAUUGAAUUCAAAGGCAUUUAGGCAACAGACAUCCCCCGAUCACAUACACGGCCCUGACACGACCCGACAGCUCUCAACCAAUAGUCCUCUCCCAGAAAACAAGAAAUGCACCAGACUCUCAGCUGGGCGCCCAAUGUCCUCCACAUCCACGUCCCCAGUGUUCUUGGAGUCUUUGUCCUCCUCUGGGAAGGGCCUGGAAACACCCCAGUGCUCCUGUUCUCUGUAGCAUCCCGCGUCUUCCAACAGGCGAGAAAUCCAGAACUGCCGCGUGAACAACACCUCCAUCCCGAGAGGGGAUAGGCGGGUGAGGAGGCCCAAACCUGGCUAGUGGGGCCAUAAGACACCCACCCAUGACACACACACACACGCCCUGUACACACGUGCACAAGUGACAGAUCUCCGGUGAGAUACCCCUCUCUACAGUGGACCACACAGCACAGCACGACAGGACAGUGGACAGAUGGAUGAACGAA
This is a messenger RNA of Loxodonta africana (African savanna elephant), 7056 nucleotides long. RefSeq names its product solute carrier family 16 member 3 (gene SLC16A3). The record is from RefSeq and is a predicted model, not a curated record. Bases 291 to 1694 code for a protein of 467 amino acids. The transcript has 6 exons. Gene Ontology annotation, molecular function: monocarboxylic acid transmembrane transporter activity. Gene Ontology annotation, biological process: transmembrane transport; monocarboxylic acid transport. Gene Ontology annotation, cellular component: plasma membrane. Lineage: Eukaryota; Metazoa; Chordata; Mammalia; Proboscidea; Elephantidae.